CAGACGACUUGCAGCAAGAAGCAGCACCGGUCUCAACUUGAGUCGCUUUUAGGGAGGGCAACGACAGACGGGAACACGUUCACGAGAUCUCGGAAAAGCUGUCCACGCAUAGAGACGGCAUCGAAUCUUUCUAAGCUGGUUCGCAUACAUAGAGAGGGAGAGGCGCAUAGCCCGAUGGGAGCGAGAUGACGGCGGAAAAUGGACAUGACUUCGAUGUCUCGCCGACUUUCAUCUGGCAGGAGGAUUUCCGGGCUCAACUAGAGGCAAUGGCAGAUGAAGAUGAGCUCGUGGAAGAUCUCGAUUGGCCUGCGCUCAAAGACGCCAUCAAGCAUCUCCUCAAGCAAACAUUCGCGUCUUGGCCAGGACCUUCGGAGCCAAUACUACAUCCUGCGGCUGCGCUUAUCUCCAAGGACGGUGGUGCCGAUCUGUCAUCGACCUCAUCAACGACCUCGUCAGAUGAGGCUGGGCCCUCAUCGGAAAGAAAGGCAAAUGGGGAUUCGGGAAGCGCGGCGACGCAUGUAUCGGCCGCCGAUCUACAGGCCUUCUUUCCCUCCAAGAGGCAAGCGGGUCCUGCAAUGGGUGACAGUUGGAGUAGACGACUCAACACGGACGAAGAGCGCAAGGCGGAGCAGCGCGUCGUAUUCAGCAUGCUCGACGACUUUGAAGGCCAGCCUCCAUUCACAAUACAGAGACUAGCCGAGCUUGUAUUGAGGCCAACACAGCACCAUCACACCCUGCCAAAGUAUUCGUCCGCCCUCAAGAGGCUUCUUUCGGUUACUGCAACACGUGAUGCCUUUCCAAAGCUGGUCGACGAGGAAGAGGAUGAUAUUGCGACGGGCGGAGAGGAGGAAAUGGUCACCAAUGGCUUCUCAUCGGCGAGCUCUGCUGGCCGCAGGAGUCGGAGCAACACGCCGAUCCCAGGUAGCCCAAGCACCGCGCCACUGUUCACACCUAUACCCUUUUUGCUGAAGAGUGGUGAUGAGGGCAUGCCUGCGUUGAUGAGGCAGGGCGCAGCAGCCGUAGUAUCAGGGACCCAGGGCACCGACAUUGUCGUCGAAGAGGACGUUCCAGGUAUGGAGCUUGGCGGUGCAGACAGAACCACAGAGGAAGGGGUAGAAAACGCGCGAAGAAAUGGGGCCGGCUCGGGCUCGGGCAAGGAUGUGAUGCAGGGAAUCCCGAAAGCAGGGUCAGCGGCCAGCUCUUCAUCGCCGACCUCGGAAAUCCAUCCCGCCGGUGAAGGUCCGACCAGCGCUAUCGCUCCUCCCUCGGCCCCAAUUCCCAUCGAGGUGCCGACUACCUCGACGACAGAUCCAGCAAGACCGUCUGUUGCAGGGGCCACCGCGCCUCCAGAAGAGGCGACACCACUUGGUGUACCGAGUGGGCGAGUAGACGAGCUGGACGAAGUGGGGUCUGAGCACGGCAGCCUGCCAACGGGUAGCGGCGCGCCAGGGGGCGGGGCAAAGGCUCUCAGUUCGACAACAGCGACGGCUGGCGCUGGGCAAGAGGCUGAUCAGAGCGAUGAAGAGGAAGAAAAGCGGGCCUUGAAGCGCGUGAGGAGCGAGAGGAACCUUGCAGCAGCUGCAAAGGGCCAGGACAUGUCUUGAGGUCUAUGGGGUUCUCUGUUGUACAAUACAAGUCUUCGCCAUGCAAUCCACAGCCAUUUCGAUCGCCACUCGUAC
Acaromyces ingoldii is the source of this 1679-nucleotide messenger RNA. RefSeq lists its product as hypothetical. Gene Ontology annotation, cellular component: nucleus; cytoplasm; protein phosphatase 4 complex. Bases 186 to 1604 code for a protein of 472 amino acids. The transcript is spliced from 2 exons. Gene Ontology annotation, molecular function: protein phosphatase regulator activity. Gene Ontology annotation, biological process: protein dephosphorylation. The record is from RefSeq and is a predicted model, not a curated record. Lineage: Eukaryota; Fungi; Basidiomycota; Exobasidiomycetes; Exobasidiales; Cryptobasidiaceae.